Molecule: messenger RNA, 303 nt
Organism: Staurois parvus
Lineage: Eukaryota; Metazoa; Chordata; Amphibia; Anura; Ranidae
Source: the annotation of a GenBank genome assembly
CUAGGGUAGGUGUCACCCGGUGUGGUAACACUUGGUGACACCCCCUCCGACGAUCCCUGCAGAAUGGAUCGGAUCUGCGAAUUGAGCAAAAUGGAUCGUUGGCAUGCAACCUAUACGGAGUGACACCGGACCCGCUCCAAGAACAGCGGGGAUCGUCGGCUUGCUUUACAACUUACCUUUUUGUGGAGCGGGUCCGGUGUCACCCCGUGUGGUCGGUGUCACCUGGUGCUGUCCGCACCCUCCGCACCUGCAUCAGGACGCCACUGGAUAAAAGUGCAAACAGUUGAAUUUCCAAUAUAAAUG